AUGUCUGUUUUAUCCAGCAAGGCUCUCCAUGAGCAGCUUUGCCUCAUUAUGGGAGCCCUGACCAAAGCUGCAGUGGCCGAAAUCUGCGAGCUGGUGGAUGAAGGUUACUCGGUGCUGCAGCUGGAAAUCAGCCGCAGCCACAAGGAGAACGACGACCUGAGGAAGAAACUGCACCUCAUCGAGUCCAUCGUGGUGCGGGGGAGCUGCGGGGCCAAGACGGCGGAGGAACCAGGGGGGGUGGUUGUAGUGGAGGCCGCGGAGGGAGCGAGGCAGGCGGGGACAACACAGCAGCAGCAGCAGCGGGGAGACGAAGCAGGAGACCGGGGUACUGCUGCGGGAGGAGACGGAGGAGCUGUGGUGGUGCUGCGGGAAGAGCUUCCAGAUGUGGUGCUGAUCAAAGACGAAGACUCGGACAGUAACGACACCUUCAAGGACGAGGACAAAGUACCUGCUGACAGAGUGACAGCUGCAGCCAGAGAGAGCGCCACGUCGUCUCCAAAUAGUCGGAGCAUGAAGAGACCUUGGCCGGGAAACGAAGACGCUGAGAGGAAGUCUUCCUCUGAGCUCACACUGAAAAGUCCAACGUCAUCCAAACAGACACAGAAGAAGAGCGUGUCUGUCUACAGUCUGGACUCUCCUCGCAGCGAGCCGGGCUGCUCCGGUCAGCUCGGCGGUGACGAGAGGGAGGCUGGAGAGCUGGUUUGUUCGUACGCCUCACAGAUGGACCCUGACAUCCAUUUGGUCCACCAGGAGUGCUCACUGGCUCCUCCUAUGUCGAGUGCUAGCAGACAGAUGUAUUACAACAACAGCACUCUGAUUGACUCUCAGACUCAUACAGAUGAACUGGAUCUCACUCCAACGUGGAGCAAACAGUCCAAAAACCACAUGGCUUUCGCUCAGUUUCACCAAAACGAAAACAUGGACGGUGACGCGUUCGGACUCAAGCUGAUAAACGUGUCUGGCUCGACGCCCACAGACUGCCAGCUAUCCGAAAGCAGCAACUCUGCUUUUGGGUACGACGAGGCCGACGCAAUGAGCUUCGCUGUGUACAGGGACCAAUCAGGUCUGUCGCAGCACUGUAACGGGGCGGGCAAAGGGAAGCGCUUCAUAUGCUCCAUCUGCAGCAAGACGUACGCCACGUCUCAGAACCUGGAAGUUCACAUGCGGAUCCACACGGGCGAGAGGCCGUUCAGCUGCAGUCAGUGCGGCAAGAAGUUCACGCAGUCGGCUCACCUGAAGUCACACCUGAGCAUUCACUCCGGAGAGCGGCCGUACGCCUGCACACGCUGCUCCAGGAGCUUCAUCGUCAAAUACAGCCUCACAUUACACAUGAAGAAAUGCCACCCUGACGCCUGAGCCAUUUCACAUCAGUUUUGUUCUAUAACAUUGUGUGCUGUGUGUGUAUUCAUUUUUGUGUUAUGGAAAAGCCACUUAAACAAACCUCUUUAUGCUUUUACAAUCAUGCGCUUUACAAUCAUAAGUUUUACAAUCCUUUUACAAGUUUUACCUUUGAGUCAUCACUCUAUGAGAUCAUGUUUUAUUUGCUCAUGCAGAUGCGUCCGUCUCUCCCUCCUAUUCAGACAGAUUUCCGGCUGACCUGGUUCAGGUCAGGCCAAUCACAACCAUUUAUCUGAUGUGGGUUUGAUAUGACGACUGUACAGAGGAAUGCGGCUGAGGAAUUUUUGUAAACAACCAACAUGGCUGCCACUGAUGUUGAAACUGCUGUUGCGACAGGAUGGCACGCAUUUCCUCUGAAAGAAGAACAAACUGCACUUAAAACUUUUGUUGAUGAGAAAAAUAUGUCAGUGCUA
This is a messenger RNA of Scomber japonicus (chub mackerel), 1811 nucleotides long. Its product is annotated as zinc finger protein 252. The record is from RefSeq and is a predicted model, not a curated record. The transcript is spliced from 3 exons. NCBI's taxonomy places the organism in Eukaryota, Metazoa, Chordata, Actinopteri, Scombriformes, Scombridae. The coding region runs from base 1 to 1356 and encodes 451 amino acids.